AACUAGUCCAAAAGUUAUUUUUCAGUUGAGCAAAAAGAGCAGAGGUAGUAGAUUUGUUAGAUUUGGUGGCUUAUUGAUGUAUUGUUGUGGAAUUUAUAUUACGGUCCUUAUUGUUAUCUGUUGUUAGCUAAUAUUUAUUAACUAACUUUUCCUCAAGAAACGCGAAAUUACCGCUUCAAUUGCGAAAAUUCAUCAGUUAAAUAUAAAGCAUAAAGCAAUAUUUUUAAGUAAUUAUAAUAAUAUAUAAAAAGGUGUUUUGUUUGUUUGCAAAGUGCAGUGUGUAAAUAAUUAGAAAAAUUUACAAGUAUAUAUACAUAUACACACAAAUAUUUAACGAGCCUAACUACUUGUCGAUGAAUUGGUAUGGUAUGCGGAUUCAUUGUAAAAAGUGUCAGUGGCAGUGGCAGUUGCAUAAAUAAGUUGUUUGGUUGGUUGCGCAGAGUACGUAAAAGUGUAGUUGUGUGAUUUUGUGCUCCCAAAUAUACAUAUAUUAUGUGUUCUUAAUCAACGUGGUUUGGAGUUUAUAUUCUGGGCAAAAUAUUAUAAAAAUUAUAUGGGAAAAUCUACCGUGUGAAAUUAAUUGAUUUUCAAAAAUUUACAUAAAUUUUCAAAGAACUGUGUCGCCUUUUCCAAUACUUAAGAAAAAACAAAACAAGGCAACAAAAUUCAAUUCGUUUUUGUUUACAACUCUUCAUUACAUUCCGAAAUUACGGAUCCCCAAGGGACGUCCGUCUCUAAUCCACCAUCGGAUACAGAGCGAUUUGCGUCAUCAGACAGUGAAGCUGAAUUUGCAACAGCAACAGCAACAGCCACGGGGAUCAAAACGGCAACUGCGGAACCAUAUAUAAUACAACAAAUACGCAGGGAAAAGCAACAACAAAACAACAGCAUUCAUUCCCAAAUUAGUUCCUCUAAGCAGUUACAUUCAUUACAAAUUGCGGAUAUGGCAGCUGUGGUUCGCAAGAAACAGGAUGACAAGUAUCUGCAGGUAUUGAGAGAACUAGUGACCAACGGUGGUGGUAAUAAGCAAUGUUUCGAUUGUGGCCAGAAGGGUCCCACGUACGUCAACAUGACAAUUGGAUCUUUCGUUUGUACCAGGUGUUCAGGAGUUCUUCGCGGUCUCACCCCACCACAUCGAGUGAAAUCAAUUUCUAUGGCUACAUUCACACAAGACGAUGUCGAUUUUCUGAAAAGUCAUGGAAAUGAUGAGUGCGCUAAAACUUGGCUGGGUCUUUGGGAUCCCAAGCGAGCCGUGCAUCAAGAUCAGCGGGAAUUGAUGAUUGACAAAUAUGAGCGAAAACGUUACUAUUUGGAGCCAGCUAGUCCACUUAAAUCUUUGACGAAUGCCGUUUCACUUAAAAGCGGUUCGGUGACAGCACCGGCGGCAGGGGCAGGAGUGGAAGUGGCGACAACAUCAGGAGUAAGGGCGACAAUAGCUACAGGUAACUCCUCAGCUACAACAACAUCAAACGGCAGUAGCACUUACAAGAGUAACGGUGAUGGGCAAAUAGAUUUUGUGCAUGUGAGCAAUGGAUUUGGUAACAUUGGGCACAAUACUAAAAACCAAUACAAAAAUGGAGAGCGAAGCUUCCAUCUCACGCCGCCCAGUACACAGCGUACCACCAUGAAUGGUUUGCAUAAAUCCGUCACUACGACAACGGUGUCCGCACCAAAUAGCUCGGGCAAGUCAACGUCCGCCAUAAGUCGGCCUCAACAACAUCAACAAAACGGCUAUAGCCAUUUGCAAGAUGCGUUUAUGCCGAAAAACAAUAAUAUAAAUAACAAUGGCGGCAACAAAAAUAAUGAGCUCAAUGUCUUGCAUAUGACAUCCAGCCGAAUGUCGGACAGUAGCAGUUCGACAAGUGUGAACGGUUUCGGGGCGGACGCGGACUUUGUUGCCGAUUUUGGUUCGGCGAAUAUUUUCGAUGCCACAACGACAGCGGCCCGUAACAAAAUAAGUUCGCCUCCAAUAUUGAAUGGAGGUGGCAAUGCGAUAUCGAGUAACGGUUAUGCUAGAAUACAACCUUUGAAGAAGCAGCAACAACAAUACCAACUAUUAAAUGGUCAUGGUCAGACGAAUGGCAACAGCUCUCACAGCGAUACAAUCGACAAUGGCACAUCCGAGAAUUUUGCCGACUUCGAACAUGCGCCCAUUUUCAAUGCGGCUGCCAAUUAUAGUUUUAUAAGAAAAACUGUGAUAAAACGUUGCGCCGGUGGCCAGCAAAAAGACACCAAAGACAGUAAACAAAAUUCUGUGUCAAGUGCGGAAAGUUCGAAAGUUCCCACCGAUAUUGGAUCUAGACCACAGUCUGGUGCAGCAGCUGAGUAUGUUUUAGAUAAAAAUUUGUAUGCCGACAUCAGACAAGCCACAACACAUUCUGAUGCAGCGGAGAGUGACAACAAUGGCAAUCUUCAAUCGAACACAGCAGUUGAGCAAAAUGUCAGUGAUACGCCCAUUAAACCGGCUAAAAUUGUUAACAGUGUCGAAACGCCACCAACACAAGCGCUUGGUUCAACAAUGCAAAAUGCUGUCAGUGAACUGACAUCUCAACUGAUAAACUCACAGUCCUGUCCACCGGACCAAUGCCCGGUACAACAAGCUGAUUAUUGUGGUUAUUGUGCACCGAACAAUUGUGUGCCUCCAUCACCUAAUAUGUGUAAUCAACAAGCUCUCAGUCAACAGCCGAAUCAAGAUCAGAGCAAUUUCUGCGCUAACAAUAUGCCGCAAAUGGAUUGGUGUCAGUUUGCAAAUAACCCACCCUUUUGGCCCUCAAAUAACCCAAAUAUGCUAGGCAGUACAGCUACAGCACCAGAUGUUGCGGCCGCGCCAAAAUCCCUCAAUGCUGAGCCACAACAAUGCCCACCCAUAUUUUGCGCCCAACCACAGUUUUAUGGCCCGACAGGCUUCGCCACGUCCUGCUCUCCAGAUAACUGUACGUCUCCCAUGAAUCGGCAACCACCCCAAGUGGACGCAACUAUCGCUGGUCUCAGUUAUGCCGCAUUACCGCAACAAACCAUUAUCAAUACAGCUCAGAAUCGACCACAAAAUGGAUGUGAGACCAAUGCUGAAGCAUGUCUGGAACCAACACCAUCGUACAGUACGUUAUAUAAUCGAUCUUACUGUCAGCCAAAUUUGUCUGCAUAUUCAAAUCCAUUUAUACAACAAACACAAAUGCAACCGGCUCCAAUGCCAGUUCCACCUGAAUGUUUCAAUCCGUUUCAUCCAAAUUGCAUUUCAGGAAGUUGUACGAAGGGUUGUAUGCCAAGUAAUUCAAUACCAGUGGGGGAUCCAAUAAUAGAUCCAUCCUGCAAUUUGCACUCACCUUAUAGUAAUUGCUUCUGUAGCAAUUGGUGUCUACCGAUACCCAAUAACAAUAACAACUUUCGAACGAUGAACAAUCAGCAUAAUAAUAGCCACAACAGCAAUAACAAUAAUACACUAAGCUCAACACCCAGCGAGGAUAGGUAUGCGGCACUCAAAGAUCUGGACGAGCAAUUGCGAGAAAGCAAAGCAGCGGCCACAGUUGUGAAUGCCUACAGUGUGGACGCAUUUGGAAACAAUGGCAUUAGUAAUGGCGUUAAUCCCUUCAAGCAUCAGCAGGCAAAUCCGUUCCAGGCUGUCACUCACGGUACGUCGCCAACAGCAACACAAAACUAUUUUGGUCAAAUGACAGUGAUAUCGAACGGCAAUGGCAUACCGUCACAUGCACCAAGCGCCGCAGCACAGUUCUACAAUUAUACUAACGGCUUUGGUAAUGCAGCAACUUCAGCCGGCACAGCGACUGCUAUAUUUCCGCACACUGUAAUGGCGGCUGGGCCCAGCGGUUGUGGAUUCGGUCUAGGAGCACUACAGCCAACGGCGAUUGCGGCCACUGGCGCCGGCGGCGGCGCAGCGUUCAACAACCCAUUUACAGCAAGCGGCGCAAUGAGCACCAAUAAUCCCUUCUUAUGAGAUAUUUGCGGUAAUCGCUAUGAGUUGGAGCCAAAGCGUAAUUACUAAGCGCAUCCUUACUCAAUUUAUAUAUAAAUGCCUAUAUAUUUAAAUGGAAUUAUGUUGGCUUAGCGUGGGGUCCUGCAAACGCGAAUCACAUACUUGAUUUCCAGGAAGAAUAUUAGUUUAAUGCUGAGAUCAAAGUUGAUCAUGUUCUUUAAACCAAAUUAAUUGUUUCCAAAUAUAUGUAAAUUGAGACCGUGCGUAAGAAAUUUAUAUAUGUAUAUAUAACAGAUGUAUAUAUACAUAUAUAUACGAAAAGAAAUUAAUAACGAUACUUUUUAUGACAACCAACCAAAAAGAUCUAGAAAUGAUUUGCCUGAAUUGCUCUCGAUUUAACUUGCUCAGCAGGAGUUUAAGAAACUCCAACAAUAAAUUUUAAAUAGAGGAAAUAAUAAAAAUAUUAAAACAUAUAUAAAUACUACGUAAAAUAGUCCAUUUGAUGCGAAAUAAAAUAUUUAGUAGGCGAAAGCUCUUUUACAUUUACAUCUAAUAAUAUGUAUGCAUAAUCUGAUACUUAAUGUGCAUAACUUCGUCUACAUAUAUAAUUAGAAAACCGAAACAAACACUUAUACAUACCUAAUAAAGAGUUGAAAGUUUAGGUAUUUGAGCCCCUUUAGUUUUGUCGUACACGAGAAAAAAGUUCUGCUGGCCAAUGAAAUGAACAAAUUCAUAGAGUGUUACGUACCUACAACAAAAAUGCUCUAGUAACUGUAUAGAACAAAAUGAAACGGAAAUGCUUUAAGAUCAAACUAACUAAAAACUAAAUAUAUUUAGGUUUAACAGCGACCGAGUAAAAUGUAAAUUUCAAAUAUAAAAAGUAAAAUGUAAAUCAAAAAUGUUAAAUAGUAAAUAGAAACGUUGCAUAAAUAAAUGAAAUAUUUUGAUUAUUAUGAAAAAAAUAAUACUAGAUAGCCACAACAUGUAGAAGGUUUUGCAGAAAUCUCAUAUGAAGAAAGGCGGUUUCAUAAAUGUAAAAUAAAAGAGUUUAAACUUACAUACAACACAUACGACUAUAUAUUAUCGCUUUACGAAACAGUUAAUUUAAUAAAUAAGCUUUAAUCAGUUGUGGCAUUGUAUAGUUACCAAAAUGUUAAUAAUUUUUUUAAAGGGCUAAUAAAAUUUAUUUGCUGUUGCCUAGUGUAAAAUUAGAUUUAAAAAUUUGUAAAUGCUUCAAACGAUCAUUAAACUACCAUAAAAUUUCUUAAUUAAUAUUUAUUUUCAAGAAAAUUAGAUAUAAACUAUUGUAUGUGCGUGUGUAUGAUUAUUUACCAUAUUAGCUAAUACUCGAAACUCCAUUUUAUCCUUACCUUUUUUUGACAUCUAUGUAUAUUUUAAAAUAAUUAUAAACAAUUUGUUUUCUCUUUUGUAAAAUAAAUAAAUGUAUGUUAAUACGUACGCCCUUUUUAUAUUUUUUUUAUAUAUUAGCUUGUUUUUGAACAAUUCAAUAUUAUUACGAUACUUUAGCCUUUUUAUUUCUUAGCACUAAAUUCUAAUUUUACAUUCUUAACGAAAUAUACACACAUACAUUAUAUUCAACAUGUGAAAAUGUCAAUUGUUUUGGUUUUAUUUUAAAUUCAUGUAGUUAGUUAUCUCGUUGAAUGUUAUAACAAAUAAAACAGUGUAGUUUCUGAAAAAUAUUAAAAAUUUGAACCUGAAAAUCUAGCAGGUGUGUUCUGCAUUUCGAAUCGAUAUAAGUUUCUACUUCAGACAAUAUCAUUCGAUCAGAAAAGUAAAAAUGAUGCUAUCUCGAACCCUUUUAGUAACGCAAAAAGACAUUUUAGAAAUCAAAAUUCAAUUUAACAGUGUGGAAAUCAAAAAGAUCACUUCGAUGUAAACAAACUUAUCGAUCGGAGUUCAGUACAUGCCUGUAUAUCUUUCCGUCCAAGAACUUUUUUAUUACCUUCAAGAAGAAGUAAUAAAAAAUACAGAUUUAUUAUCUUUUCAAUAAUCCACUAAAGGACCUAUUCUGAUAAAUAUGUAUGUAUAUUGUUUUUUCGAUUGAUGAUUGUUCUGCUAAAUUUUUAGUAGCAAUAAACCCAAUAGAUACCCGCUAAAUGGAAAGCUCUUAGCUGUCUCUACACUACAGAGAAAUACUCACUGUAAGGCCAUAACUCUGCCAAAAAUACGACUCUGUAAUCUUUUCAGUUGAACAUCAACCGAGGUAAAGCAAUGUAAAAAGGCAAAUGCUAAUUAAUAAAAAUCCACAAAACAACAAAAAGAAAAGUUGGAGCUAUUUGCAACAUUUUCUGAGAAAUUGCAUUCAUUAUCAUUGAGGAAAAAUUAAUCUAAGUGUAUUAGUGUUACAAGUAAUCGAUCCUAUUCCCGUUGUCGUCGUCGUUUUAAUUAUCGCUUACAUGUUGUUAUCGUUCCGUUCCUUCUUCUUAUAUCGUAGAGUCCAGGAAGAGUUAGCGAAAUUAUAUAGUGGAAAUAAAGACACAAAAUAACGCAUUGUAUCUGAAGUUGUUAUUUGUUGUUUUGGAUUUAAGUAUAAUAAGACAAUAAUAAUAAUCACUCUUUCUGCGUAGCUCUUGCUUCAGAUUUGUUUUGUAGUAUAGUUUUCUUUUUAUUUGGAAUUUUAACGAAUUAUAUACAGUUAAAAGGUCGAAAAAAGCGAAUUUUCCAGAUUUUUUACUGAGAGAACUUUUAAAUUUCUUGAUCCAAAAAUUUGUUUACAUAUUAUAGUAUCUUUUUACUGUAUUUUAAGACAGAGUAUUAGUAAAAAUAUUUAUUUGGAAAGGACCUACUGUUGAUCUCCGGGAGCUCUCAUAAAAGACGUUUUGCGGUGACCACUAUAUCUCUGAACUGAAACCUCUGAAAUUAAAAAAAAAAAAAAAAUUUUUUUUGAAAAAUUUCGGGCCUAAAUUGUUUAUAAAAAAAUAUUAAUUACUAAAAAAUAUAUUUAAGAAGCUUGUAUUAAAAUUCGAGACUAAUCGGCUUAGCCAUUUUCGAGUACAGACUUUGAAAACACCAUUUUGAGAAAAAAACCCGUUUAAAGUUUGGAAUGCAUCCGAACGAUAUGAAUUGUUCUGCGUAUAUUCUUAAAUAUGUACAUUAUGAAAAUAAAAUAAAAAAUUAAAUUUUUUGAAAUUUCUAACUUUAUAUAACCCUUUAAGCCCUUCCAUGCCUCAAAUAUGUACAUAUAUACAUAUGUACAUGCUAAACACCUUUACUCUUACGGUUGAUAUGACGCCAUCGCGACAUGAAGGUGCAAAUUAAUUAAGUGUUUGGAUAAAAUCCUUCAAAAAAUAUUGAAUUCAAUGGUUUUACAUUCUUUCUUAAACUUUGGCAUGGGCAAAAUUUCUUUCCAUUUCUGUUACUAAAAUCAAACUGCUUCGUGUUAGAAUUUUUAUAUUCACUUCAAAUAGCCGCUCAUUUCUAUCUCGCUCUCAAAUACUACAACGACUAGAAACGACUGCUACUAUGUCGUUACUAUAUUCGUUUCAAAAUGGGGAAUACAAAUUUAUUUUCGAUAAAUGUCGAUAACGCCAGCAGGAAUGCCAAAUAGCAAUGGAAAUAAGAAUUCGUUUUAAAACGACAACGGAGAUAGGGUCGAAUAUAAAUUCCAUCUUAUGUUUAAUUAUUCUCCUUGUAUGGGUAUCUGCAAUUUAUCAUACUUUUAAACAUGUAAACAUUUAAAAAUGUCACAAAUGGGUCAUUCCAUCUAAAAUUUGCGUUCAUAUGUACGUUUUUCCUACAAGACAUUUUUUUGAUCUUUGAUAUUGGACACGUAUUUUUUUGUUUCGAUUCAAUAAUAAACAUUUUGGUUGAAAUUUCUAAAUUUCAUCUUACGAAAAAAAGCACCUUUAAACAAUGGCGUAAACGAAGAAAAGCAUUUUUUCUCAGCUUGAAUUUUCUCGACUGUUUUUUAUAAACAAAAGGUAAUUUUUAUAAAUCUUUUUUUUUACAUUUGCAGCUAUUUUUCUUUGGAACUGUAUAAAUUUGAGAAUAAUCCAUUAAAAACUACGUCCGCAAUAAAUUUGUAAUCUACAACAUCCGCGCUUCGAGCGUGCGAUUGUUCUUACUCCCCCGCUGCGCAGCAUGUUUGAUGCCGCAUGACGCUACUUUUUCGCGUCUCACGUUUGAAACUACCGCUAACUGUGCCAGCCUCAAACGCGAGAGACAUUAUUGCCAAAAUUACAAUUUUAUCAGAACCACUCCGAAAUUUAUAAAUUUAUAUAAUAUACAUAUGUACAUACAUACAUAUAUAUACGGUUACCCUAAAAGAGUACAUUACUAUCACUCAAUGUGCCAUGACUUUAAUUGGCGGUCGUGAUUAACAAAUUAUAAACUUAUUUCUAAUAACGGUCCCUAUAAACGGUUUUUAAAAAAAUCGUUUAAAAGUUCGAACGUCACUCGAAAUUUGAAGCAACACUCUUUCGUCCGACAACAAUUCCUUUCAAUCAGUUCAUAAA
Messenger RNA from Bactrocera neohumeralis, 8406 nucleotides. It is a transcript of the gene drongo, whose product is annotated as dual specificity protein kinase splA. Bases 944 to 3952 code for a protein of 1002 amino acids. Gene Ontology annotation, molecular function: GTPase activator activity. The transcript has 6 exons. Lineage: Eukaryota; Metazoa; Arthropoda; Insecta; Diptera; Tephritidae. The record is from RefSeq and is a predicted model, not a curated record.